AUGGCUACGCCUCCCACGCCGCCGCCGCUACCACCGCCCGGCUUCUUCGAACGCCGGGCUGCCCUCGCCGCCGCCAAAGCAAAGGCCGCCUCCACCGCAACCGAUGCCUUUUCUUCCUCCACCCUGGCCAUAGCUCCAACCCUACCCACCACCAUCAACUAUGCCGACACCAUCUCAGAUGUCAGCCCGUUCAUCCCCAUUACUUUAGAUCUUCCAAAGCACAACUAUUAUCAUUGGCGUCAUCUCUUUGAAGUUCACCUCGGCCGCUGCAAUCUCCUGGAUCACGUUGCCCCCGGCUCUGUUGCCCGGCCCUUCGAUCAUCGAUGGGUCAAGGACGACCUCGCCAUCAUCCAGUGGAUUUAUCAGUGUGUCUCCACGGAGAUCUUCAACCUCGUCUUCCGCGACGCCACCAAUGCCGCCGCCCUUUGGGUGGCUCUACGUCAACUCUUCCAGGACAACGUCGAUGCCCGCAUCAACACCCUCCACACUGAGCUCCACAACACCGUCCAAGGCGAUUCUUAG
This is a messenger RNA of Aegilops tauschii subsp. strangulata, 522 nucleotides long. NCBI's taxonomy places the organism in Eukaryota, Viridiplantae, Streptophyta, Magnoliopsida, Poales, Poaceae. The record is from RefSeq and is a predicted model, not a curated record.